UAAAACGAAAUCGCACACGAAGGGAAUCAUUUGGUCGCGAGACCGUGAACAGUGCAGAUACAAAGAGCACGUCGUGCAGCUUGCAAAACGAUUUGAUUGAUAAAUUAAAGAAAAUAUCACAAUGCCUCCAACGGUUUCUGAUUCCAAAUCUGUAGGGAAUACAGUGAUGGAAAAAAUAGAGAAGACUCUAAAGGAGCGGAUCAUGAUAUUUGAUGGUGGUAUGGGAACGAUGAUUCAGAUGCAUCGCCUCGAGGAAGAAGACUUCAGAGGAGAAGAGUUCAAAGAUCAUCCUAAAAGUCUUAAGGGGAAUAAUGAUAUACUUGUUCUAACUCAGCCCAAAAUUAUAUUGGAUAUUCAUAAGGAUUAUUUAGAAGCUGGUGCAGAUUUUGUGGAAACAAAUACAUUUAGUGGGACCAGGAUUGCUCAGGCUGACUAUGGAACAGAACACUUGACAUACAGAUUAAACUUUGAAGCUGCAAAAAUUGCAAAGCAGGCAGCAGAAGAGGUUUCAAAUAAAACAGGCAUUCCAAAAUAUGUAGCUGGUGCAAUGGGUCCAACAAACAGAACACUGUCAAUAUCUCCCUCUGUGGAGAAACCAGAGUAUAGGAACAUCACUUUUGAUGAACUGGUUGAAGCAUACACAGAACAAGCCAAGGGACUGAUAGAAGGAGGGGCUGAUGUGUUACUGGUGGAGACAAUUUUCGACACAGCAAAUUCCAAGGCAGCACUGUUUGCCAUUGAAGAACUGUUUCAGAAAGAGAACUUUGAGUGUCCCGUGUUUGUGUCUGGAACAAUUGUAGACAAGAGUGGUAGAACUCUAUCAGGCCAGACCACAGAGGCUUUCAUUAUCAGUGUGUCUCAUGCAAAUCCUAUGUGUAUUGGAUUAAAUUGUGCGUUAGGUGCCAAUGAGAUGAGGCCUUUCAUUGAGGCAGUCAGUAAAAAUACAACAGCAUACACAAUAUGCUAUCCAAAUGCAGGAUUACCAAAUACAUUUGGAGAUUAUGAUGAAACCCCAGAGAGCAUGAGUGAACAACUUUCAAGUUUUGCCCAGGCUGGCCUGCUGAACAUUGUAGGUGGGUGUUGUGGGACCACACCCGAACACAUUAGAGCAAUAGCAGAAGGGGUUUCUCAGUUCAAACCAAGAAUUCCACCACAGGAGCUUAGAAAAGACUUCAUGAUGCUCUCAGGUCUUGAGCCGACAUAUAUAGGGCCAUACACUAACUUUGUGAAUAUUGGGGAGAGAUGUAAUGUGGCAGGAUCUCGAAAGUUUGCCAAACUUAUUAAAAAUGGAGAGUACGAGGAAGCCUUAAGUAUUGCAAAAACUCAGGUAGAAAAUGGAGCCCAAGUCCUGGAUAUCAACAUGGAUGAAGGGAUGUUAGAUGGAGUGGCAUGCAUGUCCAAAUUUACCAAUCUCAUUGCUUCAGAACCAGAAAUCUCAAAGGUGCCCCUCUGUAUAGAUUCCUCAAACUUUGCUGUGAUAGAAGCAGGACUGAAAUGCACUCAGGGAAAAUGCAUUGUAAACAGUAUUAGCUUGAAAGAAGGAGAGGAGGACUUUAUAGAAAAGGCCAGGAAGAUCAAACUUUAUGGUGGUGCUGUUGUAAUUAUGGCAUUUGAUGAGCAAGGACAAGCAGCAGACAGGAAAAGGAAGUACGAAAUUUGUGCGAGGUCCUACAGAAUACUUGUGGACAAAGUGAAGUUUAACCCUAAUGACAUAAUAUUUGACCCAAAUAUCCUCACCAUAGCAACAGGAAUCGAAGAACACAACACAUAUGGAGUAGAUUUCAUCAUGGCAACCAAAGACAUCAAGGAGAAUUUACCAGGGGCCAGAGUUAGUGGAGGUGUGUCUAAUUUCUCAUUUUCCUUUCGUGGAAUGGAUGCUGUUCGAGAGGCCAUGCAUAGUGUGUUCCUUUAUCAUGCAAUCAAGAAUGGAAUGGACAUGGGUAUUGUGAAUGCUGGAUGUCUGCCCGUUUAUGAUGAUAUUGAGCCCAAGCUUCUGGAACUAUCUGAAAAUUUGCUGUGGAACAAAGAUCCAGAUGGGACAGAAAAACUGCUAGCAUAUGCUCAGAGUAUGGGAAAAGAUGCCAAGAAGGCAGCAGUGAGUGAUGAAUGGAGGAACAAAAAUGUAGAGGAAAGACUGGAGUUUUCUCUUGUUAAGGGAAUAGACAAGUAUGUGAUAGAUGACACAGAGGAGGCCCGUCAGAACCAGGAAUUGUACCCACGACCUUUGAACGUCAUUGAAGGACCGCUGAUGAAGGGAAUGAGUGUGGUGGGGGAUCUAUUUGGGGCAGGGAAAAUGUUUUUACCCCAGGUGAUCAAAUCUGCCCGUGUCAUGAAGAAAGCUGUGGGUCAUUUGAUUCCUUUCAUGGAAAAGGAAAAAGAGGAGCGAAUGAAAAAGACUGGAGCUGUGGAAAGUGGAUAUUCUGGAGUUAUUGUCCUGGCAACAGUAAAAGGAGAUGUCCACGACAUUGGCAAGAAUAUUGUGGGAGUUGUUUUGGCUUGUAACAAUUUCAAAGUCAUAGAUCUGGGUGUAAUGACACCAUGUGAAAAGAUUCUUCAGACAGCCAUGGAGGAAAAUGCUGACAUCAUUGGUUUGUCUGGACUCAUCACCCCCUCCCUAGAUGAAAUGAUUUACGUUGCCAAGGAGAUGGAGAGGAUUGGAAUGAAGGUCCCCCUUCUGAUUGGUGGAGCCACUACCUCAAAGACCCACACAGCAGUUAAGAUAGCCCCAAGAUACAAGUCACCCACCAUUCAUGUAUUGGAUGCCUCCAAAAGUGUGGUGGUGUGUUCACAACUACUUGAUGAGGAAAACAAAGAUGACUAUAUAGAUGAAGUGUCCGAGGAUUAUGAGGAAAUCAGGACAGAUCAUUACAGUGGCCUUAAAGACAGAAAAUAUUUGUCAAUUGAAAAGGCCAGAGAGAAGAAGCUCUCUAUAGACUGGACCAUAUCUCCACCAGCUCCACAACCCACUGUAAUAGGCGUAAAAACAUACGAGAAUUACGACCUAUCUCGCCUGAUUCCAUACAUUGACUGGAAACCUUUCUUUGAUGUAUGGCAGCUCAGAGGGAAAUACCCCAACAGAGGGUAUCCCAAGAUAUUCAAGGACAAAACUGUGGGUCCAGAGGCCAAGAGAGUUUACAAUGAUGCCCAGAACUUGCUGAAAACGAUAACCACCACCAACAAGCUGCAGGCCCACGGUGUGGUGGCGUUCUACCCCGCCAAUAGUGUGGGGGAUGACAUCGAGGUGUAUAACAAGGACGGGGAGGUGAUAGAGGUCCUUCAUGGACUCAGGCAACAGGCAGAGAAAGAAGCAAUGGACAAAUCUCCAUAUUUAUGUUUAUCAGACUUCAUAGCUCCUAAGAGUUCUGGCAAGAAAGAUCACAUUGGCUUGUUUGCAGUGACUGCUGGUCAUGGGGUGGAUAAAAUGUGCAAAAUAUAUGAAGAGAAGUUUGAUGACUAUGGAAUUAUCAUGGUCAAAGCUUUAGCUGACAGACUUGCAGAGGCAUUUGCUGAGGAGUUGCAUGAGAGAGUGCGAAAAGAGAUUUGGGGUUAUGCAUGUGAAGAGGUGUUAGAAGCCAACGAUCUGCACAAAAUUAAAUAUCAGGGUAUAAGACCAGCACCUGGUUACCCUAGCCAGCCUGAUCACACAGAAAAGGAAGUGAUGUGGCGCCUCCUAAAGGCUGACAAAGUGGGGAUAACUCUGACAGAAUCCUUAGCAAUGUUCCCUGCGGCUUCUGUGUCUGGAUUAUACUUUGCUCAUCCAAAGUCAGAGUAUUUUGCUACAGGAAAGUUGCAGAGGGACCAGAUUGUUGAAUAUUCAUCAAGAAAGUCAGUGGAUGUAGCAGUGACUGAAAAGUGGCUAAGCUCAGUGUUGGCUUAUGAUCCAGAAUAAAGAGGGUCCAAAUUAUUGAUGCAGAAUAAAGUUUUCUAUGUGUAUAUAUUUUACAUAUUGAAAAUGUGGAUCAUAAACUUUGGUGAUAUCAAUGUUUUCACACAUGGUUCUCUACUCAUGUGGCAUAGUAUUUCAGUCAUAAUCAUUAUUUAAAUUUUUACAAAUUUGAAUUAUCUAUAAGUGCUGUCUUUAAAGACAGCAAUAGUAUGUAUUAAACAUAUUUAAAACACAUACAUAUAUAAGUGUAUUUUUGAGGGAAGAAUGAAGCAGAGACAAGAAUGCUUCAGGACUAUCUAUAAUCUAAGAUGGCAUGUAUAUGUAUUGUGAAAUGAAUUUUUGAAUGAAAAUUGUCACAUCCUACUAUGUAGGUAUAACAAAUAAAUAAUUAUAUUUUUAAGUGCAAAGAAUGUGAAUUAAGCAAUUAAAUUAUUUAAAAACCA
Molecule: messenger RNA, 4329 nt
Organism: Saccostrea cuccullata (small rock oyster)
Lineage: Eukaryota; Metazoa; Mollusca; Bivalvia; Ostreida; Ostreidae
Product: methionine synthase-like
Exons: 31
Coding region: 122-3889 (1255 amino acids)
Biological process (GO): homocysteine metabolic process; tetrahydrofolate metabolic process
Cellular component (GO): cytosol
Molecular function (GO): cobalamin binding; zinc ion binding; methionine synthase activity
Source: RefSeq, a predicted model, not a curated record